Messenger RNA from Aspergillus steynii IBT 23096, 1547 nucleotides. RefSeq names its product cytochrome P450. The coding region runs from base 1 to 1476 and encodes 491 amino acids. NCBI's taxonomy places the organism in Eukaryota, Fungi, Ascomycota, Eurotiomycetes, Eurotiales, Aspergillaceae. The transcript has 5 exons. The record is from RefSeq and is a predicted model, not a curated record. Gene Ontology annotation, molecular function: monooxygenase activity; heme binding; iron ion binding.
AUGACUGCGAUAUUGCUGGAAAAGGCCCAGGCGGCAUUGCCUUACCUCUUGGUUGUUGUGAUAGGGUUCCUGUUGAAACGAAAAUAUGCACCGUCGAUAGCGCACAUCAAAGGACCGUGGCUGGCGUCGGUGUCGACCAUCUGGCAGAUCUGGCACACCGCGAAAGGAGACAUCGAGUACGCUGUGCGCCGAGAGCAUCAAAAACAUGGCGACUUCGUCCGAAUCAGCCAUAACGAAGUAUCAUGCAGCCAUCCCGACAGCAUCGCCGCGAUUCUAGCACCACCAUACCGCAAGGGGGAAUGGUACCAAGCGCUCGCCGUCCCCGACAAAUACCACCAAACACCCAUGUCCGAGUGCGACCCGAAGCGCCACCGCGAGCGAUCCUCCAUCACAGCCAGCAGCUACAGUCUGUCGUACCUGAUCAAAUCCGAGUCGCGCGUUGACACCUGCAUCGAAGAGCUCCGCACGCAGAUGCAGACUCUCGCUCGCUCCAAUCAGCCCUUCGCCUUCGACGACUGGCUCAACUUCGUCGCCUUCGACGUCAUCGGCGAGCUCACUUUCUCGCAGCGUCUCGGCUUCGUGCGCACCGGCAAAGACAUCGAUAACUCCAUCGGCAGCAUGCGGUUCCUCAUGCUCUACCAGGCCGUCAUGGGAUACAUGUACUGGCUGCAUCCGCUGGUCUUGCACAGUCCGUUCGCGGGGUACUUUGGGUUGAAGCCGCAUGCGCAUAUCUUCGAGACGGUCAGCGCGGCGGUGGAGAAGAGAAAGGGAAAGGCUGGGCUGAAGAAUGAUAUGGUGUCGCAGUGGAUCAGUAAUCAUCAGAAGUGGCCGGAGAGGAUGGAGGAGAGGGAGAUUCUGGCAGUUGCGGGCAUGACGACGAUUGCGGGCUCUGAGACUAUGACGGGGGCGCUGGCGAGUUUCUUUUAUUUUCUCUUGAAGAAUCCGGAGUGUAUGGAGAGGUUGAAGGGGGAGUUGAGGAGUGCGCAUAGGGCUGGUCAGCUCUCGCCGGUUGUUCAGCAUGAAGAGGCGAAGCAGUUGCCUUAUCUGCAGGCUUGCAUCAAAGAAUCUCUUCGAUAUUUCGCCCCCGUGCCGUUUGGCCUCCCUCGCAUUGCGCCUGCAGAGGGAAUCAAGCUUGGUGACCACUUCUUUGAGUCGGGGACAAUCCUCUCCGUCAAUCCAUUCGUCAUCCAGCGCGAUCGCAGAUACUUCGGCGAUGACGCCGAGGUGUUCAAUCCCGAUCGAUGGAUGCGACCCGAAGCCGCAAGUUACGAGAAGUACCUCAUCACCUUCGGGACCGGAUACAACGGGUGUCCGGGGAAACAGUUCGCCUAUGCGGAGAUUGGCAAAGUCACGGCCACUUUGCUGCGAGAUUUCGACUUCGAGUUCGACAAGCCGGAUACGGAGUGGGAGCAUCGCAGCCAUUUCACCAUUGCGCAGAAGAACUGGCCGGUUAGGAUUCGGCAGACCGAGUUGUAGGUAUUUUGGUUUGGAGCAGAUGAAUGUGGGAUUAUUGAACAAAAGAGUAAGGUUUUGAUGUUCGCUUGAGG